Molecule: messenger RNA, 1913 nt
Organism: Leptomonas pyrrhocoris
Lineage: Eukaryota; Euglenozoa; Kinetoplastea; Trypanosomatida; Trypanosomatidae
Exons: 1
Coding region: 132-1913 (593 amino acids)
Source: RefSeq, a predicted model, not a curated record
AGGCAUCGCCACGUCAUUUCAUCCACACACACGUACAUACACAGAAGGUUGUUAGACGCUGCAUCGUUACGGCCCUCUAAGUCUCUCCUGAGAAGAAGAAGAAAAAAAGCGGAAGUGGUGCACUUGCAGCAAUGCCGAGCCUGCGCGAAUACUGGCAAAGCGGGCUCCGCGCUCUGCACAUCGAAGAAAACAUCAGCAACGCAUUUGCCAACUUUGCCCCGUACGCCGGCGCAGAUGAACAGCGCAUCGUCGUCACGCGUCAGUCAGCGCUGUCUGCCUAUGUGCCCACCAGCUCGACGCCCACGACGUCGAUCGGCACCCCGCUUGGUCCAGCCUCCUACGUGAGCUCCUCCUCCUCGGUGAUUAUGGAGGAAAACGGCGACUUCACCGUGCAGGCAAGAGAUGCCGGCGCGGGUAGCCUUACCUUUUCCACCACCGGACACUUGCAGCUCGACGCCGCCGUGCGGGUGCCGUUACCACCGCCGUCUACUCGCUCCCCAGCGGAGCCCAUAGAAAGAGCCGAGGAUGGCAAGGGCGAUGCAAACCGCAAACAGCCGACGGAAUCCGCAGCGCCCACACCGGAGAAAACAGAUAGUAAAUUUACGCCUCCAGUCACGAAACCGCCUCCUUCGCAACUGCGUUUUUCAGACUACACCCGACCAGUGGUGUUGCCCAGUUCGCACCGCCCGCGCAGUCCAGCGGGUGGUACGUCCGCACACAACACCGAUGCGCUUUCUGGGUCGUUUGGUCAGCUAGAAAUCGAGGCCUCGCUGCCGGAUUGGGAUUCAAGCCGACAGAGUCUCGGCGCGCGUAUCGGCCCAGCCGCCGUACGGCUCACACGCAGCUUUUCCGCCGCCGCCACCGCCACCGCGACGGAAGCGGCGGCGGCUGCGCUGCAAAACUCCGGCUCGCAAAGCGACGAGGACGAGCUGGCGCGGACGCUGCGAAUGGAGAAAUCGCGCAGGUACCAGCACACGGUGGAUGCCGCCCUGUGCGUCCCGUUUGGUGGCGGUGUGGAGCGCGUCCCCACCUCCUCUUCGACGGCUGGAUCGGAUAGGGCAGGGCGAAGGGAAAUUGGGUCGCAGACUUUGCAAGGCCGGCGCAUUGCUCUACGGACGGCACCGUGGGCUCUGACGUGUGGACUGCAGUUCCCGAUGGACCUUGGUGACACUUUAAUGGGCAUCUCCCUGCAGAAUGACCGCGCCACCUCCGUGUUAUUGCCCUACCCGGGCGUCGAAUGGGCUGUGUCUGCCUCACCAUCCUCCACGUCAUCUGCGCAGCCGACGGACAAGGACACAGAGGGCAAGACUGAAGCAGGUGGCGAAGAGGCGGCGGUUUGUGUGGCCUGCGUGCCUUCCCUGCUCUACUCCAACGACUCGCCGCCAGCGACGAUAGGCGAUGACCGCGCCUCGCGCGGGGCUGGCACUGCGGCAGUAAGUGCUCCCCUACCGUCCUACUUCGCUGUCCCCUACUUUACGUUUCGCUUUUUGCUGGUGCAGACGCUUGGGAGUCACACCUUGGUGCGAGAGAGCUCGCCUUUUUCCUCACCGCAGCGAGACGAGAGCGGCAACACCUCCGUGAACACAUCCGCAACGACGAGGCUUGCGUCCUCGUACGAUUGGGGCCGUCUGCCGACGCUGGUCGGGGUGAAUGUGGGGAUCGACCGCGAGCGUCUGCGGCUGAGCGCCGCCUCGAUAAUGCACGACGGCGAGGUGGAUCUCGAGGUGGCCGGUGUGCUGGACAUGACUCCGUGGACGCCGCGGAUGCCGACGGUGGUGAAGGUGGGCUACAAUAACGCGGGCCGAUUUGCAGCCGGCAUCACCUCUCUCUUUUACGAAACGGUGUCGGCUACGUUGGGCAUGCAUGUUGAGCGAGGAGAGCAGCCGAAAUUUGGCAUUGAAGUUAAAUUAUAG